AUGAGACCCGUUACAAUUGGAAUCGUGUCGAUCGGAGACAUGGGCCUAGGUAUGGCCCGACUCCUAAAGUCUCAUGACUACCGAGUUGUCACGGUCGCAGAAGGAAGGAGUGAACACACACAGGCACGAAUUCAUUCCGCAGACAUCGAAAUUCUUCCCUCAGACCAAGCGCUAGUAACCCAAGCGGACUACGUACUUUCGAUCGUACCUCCGCGGAACGCAGUGGCGACGGCACGACGAAUAGCAGACGCACACGCCCAGUCACUGACCGGCAGUCUCCGAGAGGCAAUAGAGGAUGUAGAAAGCAAGCCGAAGAGGUCAAAGCUAUACUACCUCGAGCUGAACGCGGUACCCGCUCGACUGGUGUCGGAGAUGGCGGCGCUAUUCGACGAGCCAACCACAACCACGGAAGAGGGCCGAGGGUGCCACUUCCUCGAUGGCGGAAUCAUUGGGGCGCCGCCGUUACAAAGCACGCAAGACGGCACCUGGAAGAAACCUAGUGUAGUGCUGUCCGGGUUGGUGGAUCUGGCUCCGAGGUUUGCGACACUAGCCAGCGUCCUGAAUAUAAGGCUUGUCUCAACUCGGAUUGGCGCCGCAUCCACGCUCAAAUUAUCAUUCUCUGCGCUGACAAAAGGUCUUACCGCGCUGUCUAUUUUGUCGUUCUCCACUGCGCAGAAGGAGGAGAUGUUGCCAGAGUUGUUAGCGCUGUUGGAGGAAUAUUCCCCACGCACUGCGGCACUCGCGACAAAUGGGGUGAUUGCUAUGAGUCCCAAGGCAUACCGGUGGGAGGAUGAAAUGCGCGGGAUCGGGGAGGCGUUUGAUGCGGAGGGCGGUUGGAAUGGGGUCGGGGCCGGUGUUUAUGGAGGGAUUGCUGAGAUCUAUCGGAUCAUUGCGGAAGAUACCAUAUUAGGUGAGGAAAGAGUGGAGCAUCGAGUGCGAGGUAUAACGGUUGAGGACGCCUCUCAGAUCAUAGCUCAAAGGGAAAAGUAA
Molecule: messenger RNA, 990 nt
Organism: Penicillium expansum
Lineage: Eukaryota; Fungi; Ascomycota; Eurotiomycetes; Eurotiales; Aspergillaceae
Product: NADP oxidoreductase, coenzyme F420-dependent
Exons: 2
Coding region: 1-990 (329 amino acids)
Molecular function (GO): oxidoreductase activity; NADP binding
Source: RefSeq, a predicted model, not a curated record